AUGAAUUACAAUAAUAAUAAUAAUGAUGGGAUUUUAAAUAAUGAAAAUAAUACUAAUUCCUUUUUGAGUAAUUAUGAAAAUAUAAGAGUUUCAAAACAUAGUUCCGCUGAAGAAAUAGCAGAAAAAUAUUUAAGAAAUAAGUUGAGUUAUGAAUAUAAAUAUAUAAAUAAAGGAGAUUAUAAAAAUAUAAAUAGUAAUGAUUAUUAUAAAAAAAAUAUUGAUAUAUCAGAUUAUAAAGAUUUAAAUAUAUCUAAUUAUGCAUGCAAUGAUGAAUUAAAUUAUUUAACUAAUAAAAACAAUUAUUCAAAUUAUGAUAAAAUAUGUAACUUAAAUUAUGACAACAAUAUAAAUAAGGUAUCCUCUAUUUCUGAUGUUGUAAAUAAUAGUAUUCAUGGAGGUUAUUCUAACUCAAAAAAUGAUGAAAAAAAGGUGUAUAAAAAUUUACUUUUAAAUCCUAAUAAUGUAUCUGAGUUAAUUUUUCCUUCUAAUUCUAUUAAUAAGGAUGAAUUGAAUAAUUUAAAUAAAUUUAAAAAAGAAAAAGAAGAUAAUUAUUUUAUGAAAAAUGAUUUUUUAAAAUUCGAAAAUAAUAAUAGGAACUAUAAAAAAUUGGGAAAUAAAGAAAAGAUUAAUGUAAGCAAUAUUGAUGAAUUGUUAGUUAAAUAUAAUAAUAAUAAUAAUAGUAAUAAUUCAUUAAAAUAUAAAUAUAAUAUAAAUAAUUCUUAUGUUCAGAAUGAAAAAGGAAGAAAGGAAAUAUAUGACAAAACUAUUUUUACAAAUUCUUUUAUAAAUAGAACAGAUAUUAGUAAUAAUGGUAUAAAUGAUCAUAAUAAUUAUUAUUAUAACAAUAGAAUUAAUAAAUACUAUUUAGACGAUGAAUUGUAUAAUAGUAAGAAAAAAAACUUAAUUAAAAGAAAUAAAGAUUAUGUUCACUAUUUAAGUAAAAGAAAUAGUAUAUUAAAAAGUGAAUUGGUAGUGAAAAAAGAUUUAAAAAAAAAAAAAAGUGUCCCUAUGAAUUCUGAUAAUACAUAUGGAAAAAAUAAAACUAAAACUAACAGAUAUAGUAAUAACUCAUUUUUUAGCUCUUUUUACAAAAAUGAGAAAAACAAAUAUAAUAAUGAAGUAGAAUUAUUUAAAAGUAUAAAUAUCUUUAAUAAUAAUAACAUUAAAAAUAAUAAUACGAUAAAUUAUGAAAAAAAGAAAUAUAACUUGAAUAAUACAAAUGUUUCGAAUUUUUAUCAUUCAGUUAAAAAACCAGUGAAUAUAGAUAAUAUAAAUAACGAUAUAUUUGACAUAAGUUUUUUGAAAUCAACAUAUUCAGAUUCAAGUAAAAUUAUUGAUUCUCCUUUAAAUUACGACAGUGUAAAUUUAAGUGCAUUAAGUACAAAUAUUAAAAAAAAUGAUGAAUCAUUAGUUAAUAAUUUAAACAUUUCUGCAUCUCAUUUAAAUAAAGAAAGUAUAAUUCAUUAUAACGAUUUGGGUAACAAAUGUAUAAUAGAUAAUUCAAUAUACAGUGAGAAUAGUUUAGAAAAAAAUGAAGGUAUAUUAUCAAGUAAUAUUAACUUUGUAAAUUUUUUGAAUUCUAACAAUAAUAUGAAAAAAAAUGUAGAUAAUAAUACAUUUUUAAAUAAGUCUACUUUUUUGACAAAAAAUAAUGAAACAAUAAAAAAAAGUAAUCCUUUUGUUAUAGAACCAGAAUUUUCAUUAAAUUACUUUCAGAAUAAAAAUAACAUAAGUGAUCUAUAUAUAGAAAAUGAGAAAUUAAAAAAUUUAAAUGAUACAUCGAGGUAUAUAAAUCAAAAAGAAAAAAAAAGCUAUUACUCUUGUGAUUUAACUAAAAAUAACUUAACAAAUAAAAAAAAUAACUACUUAAACAAUACAAAUCUUAUAAAUAUAAAUAAAAUUAGUACAAAUAUUAAUGUAUGUAAUAAAAUUAAAGAAGUAAAUAAUGAAUAUAUGAAUUCUAACAUAAAGAAUAAUAUUAGUAAUAGCACAUAUGAAAACAAAAAAAAUAAUUUUCUUAUUGAUAGUAAUUUGAUAUGUAAAGAUGGAAAUAAAAAUAAAAAAGAUAAUAAUCAUAAUUUAAAGGUAUAUAUGGAUGAUGUGAAUAAUGUAGAACAAAAAAAUAACGUUUUCGUUGAUAAUAUAAAUAAUAGUAGAUUAAAUUCUUUAUAUUUUACUAAAAAUAAACUAACCAAUAUAUUUAAUGAUAAUAUAAAAAAAAGUCAUUUAUUAAAUAAUUUUAAUAAUAAUAAUAAUAAUAGUAAUAUAUAUGCAUUAAACAGAAAAAAAGGAUAUGUGGGUAAUAAUAAUAAACAAAUUGAACAAAACAGACUAAAAAUAUAUAAUAAUACUGCAACAACAACUACUACUACUGCUACAACUAAUACUACUAAUAGUAAUAUUAAUAAUACUACUACUACUACUACUACUUCAAUUAAUAAUACUACUACUACUUCUAAUAAUAAUAAUAAUAAUAAUAAUAUUAUUCAUGUUAAUAAUUAUCCAAAAAAAACAAGUAAAGAAAAAAAUAAUUUAGAUGAGUUGAAUAAUAUAAAUAAUUAUCAAGAUUAUUGCAAAUAUAUUAGUGAUUCAAUUAACUGUAUACCAAUAAAUAUUAAAAAUAUGAAUAUUUUAUUAGCGUUAGCUUUGUAUUUUCUAAAUUUUAAUAUAAACAAUAAUUCUACAAAAAAUGAAUUUUCAGAUGUAAUAUUAAUAAAUCUUUUAAAUAAAUUUUUAUAUUGUUUGAAUUUAAAAACAUGUUUAUUAAAAGAAAACAAAAUAAAUUAUAAUGAAAAUAAAUAUUACUAUAUACAAAUUAAACUGAAUGAUAAUUCUAGUAAUAAUACAUUAACUGAUGAAAAAAAGAAUGAAUAUAAACAUGGAGAAGAAAAAGAUAUAAAAAAUGAAGAGAACAAAAAUAAUAUAGAAAAUAAUUCAGUGAAAACGGAAUAUAAUAUUAACUUUUUUACUUUUUAUAAUAAAAGAAUAGUUAAAAAUAAAAAUGAAGAAAUAGAAAGUGUAUCAACUAAGUGUGUCAAUAAUAAAAAUGACAAUAUUACUUACAAACAUAAUGAUAAUGAUAGAAAAAAAUGUUUUUAUUUAGAUGAAAAUAUGAAAAUAAUUAGUUUAAUAGAUAUAUAUAAAAUAGCAUGGAGUUUAUGUGUGUUAAAAAAAAAUAUUUUGUAUAUUGAUUUAUUAAGGAUAUUGUAUAAAGAAGUAGAACAUAUGGAUAUAGAAAAUGAAUUAAUUUUUUGUAUUACUUAUAUCUUUAAGUAUUGUAAUAUAAUUGAAAUAGAAAAAUGCAAAACAUAUUUGAAUAAUAAUAUGAUAAUUAAUAUAGAAAAUAACAAUAAUGAAAAUUUAUGCAUGUAUUUACAUUUGUUACAUAUAUGCUCUUUACAUGAUGAAAAAUAUACAAAUAAUGAUCAUAAAAAAAAUAUUGAUAAAAUUAUUAAUUAUUUUUGUAAUCAAGUAGAAAAUUUAAAUUUAUAUAUGUGCACAAAUAUAUUAUGCGUUCUAGCAAAUUUAAAUAUAAAAAAUAAUGAUUAUCCAUAUUUUUUUAAUAAAAUGAUGAAUUAUUUCAGAAAUAAUAUUAAAAAAUUAAAUAAAAGUGUGUUGCUUGUUAAUAUUAUGUGGUCUUUAUGCAUUUGUGAAGUAAUAUGUACAGAAUUUUUAAAAGAUAUAAGUGAGUAUAUUAUAAAUAUUUUGCAUUUUAUUCCUUUAUACGAAUUUAUAACUAUUUCAUGUAGUUUUAGUUGUCAGAAAAUUUUAAUCAUAAAAAAUUAUUUUGAAAAUUUAAAGAAGACAAAAGAUGUAAAACAAGAACAAAAAAAUAUGAUAAAUAUUUCAAAAGAAUCCUUAGAUGAAUAUAAAAAUUAUGAAUUACUAAUUAAUGAAUACUAUAAAAAAAAAAAAAUUUUUCCAUAUUAUUUUUAUAGAAAACCAAUAUGCCAAUCAAUAAUUUUUAAAAUUUUAGCUUAUAAUUUUUUGCAAUAUGAGCAAAAUCAUGUAAUUAAUAAUAAUAAAAUUAAUAAAAAUUACUUUUACGAUUACAAAAAUACAAUUAACAAUAAUAAUAAUGAAGCUUUACUUGAUUUAAAUAACACAAUUAAAAAAACAAAUAGAAGCUUCAGUGUAGAAAAUAAUAAAGAUAGUAUAAAAAAAGAAAAAGAAGGAAAUUCUGCAAAUUCUAGAUUUAACAGUUCUAAUAUAUAUAGAAAUAUAAAAAAAAAUAAUACUAAUUCUGAAGAAUCAUUUUCCUUUUCUUCAUCUUCUUCUUUUUAUAAAAAUAAUGAUAAAUUUCAUGAUAAUAAAAGUGAAUAUAUAAUAAAUAGCUGUAAUGAAGAAAAAAAAAAUAAUAAUAAUAGUAGUAGUAAUAAUGGUAGUAAAUUAGACAAUAUUAAUAGUAAUCUAUUGUGUCCUAUAGAUAAUUCUGAUAAUAUUAUAGUUAAUAAUUUAAAAAAUAACAUAAAUAAAAAUAAAUAUUUUAAAAAACAUAAUGAAAAAAAAAAAAUAAAAGAGUAUUAUAACAUUUAUGAUAAUAAUAAUAAUUAUGAGUACCAUUUAAAUUCUUGUGAACGUAUUUUAUUUGCAAAUUUAAUUGAAGAUUGUUGUAACAACUUUGAAGAAUUGAAUUCUGUUAAUCUUAUUGAACUUUUAUAUACCUUAUGUAUAUUAAAUUUAGACAAAAGUAAAAUCGUUAAAUUAGUAGAGAAAAAAAUAGAUUAUAGUACUUUUAAUGAUAACUAUGAAAAGUUACAAAAAAAACAGAAAUAUUUACAUAAAAGAUCAGAUAAAGAAGUGAUAAAUGAAAGGAAUGAUUUAAUUAUUUUAAAUUAUAUCUAUAGGAAAUUCACAGAAGAACAUAUAGCUAACAACAAUGAUAAUGAUUAUAAUUUUUCCUUAAUAGCGGAUAAUAUACAUUUUUGUAAAUAUAUAAAUGAUGAUAUAUUUUUAAAUAUUAUUAAAGGAAAUAAAGAAAGUAUAAAUAAAAGUACUUUUUAUAAGUUAAAAAAUAUUUUAAAUGUUGCAACGUAUAAAGAAAAAGAUUUAGACAAGAAAAAAAACAUAAAAGAAAGUGUUUCUUAUUCUUCUGUAGAGAAUGAUAUUGUAAAACAAUUAAAAGGAAAAGAAAAAGAAGAAAAUGUGAGAAGUAGUGAAGAGUUUCAAAUAAAUAACCAAAAUAAACAAACAGAUACAAUACAAAAUAAUAUUAAAAAUAAAACAGAUCAGAAUAAUAAUUUCAUUUUAAAUGAAGAAAAAGAUGGAACUCAUAAUUAUAAAAAUCAUCAUAACGUUUCUUACAUAGAUGAAAUAACAAAUGAUAAUAACUAUGAUAAUAUUACAGAUAAUUAUUAUAAUAACAAAAAUAUACAAAUUUAUAAUAAUGUUACAAUUAACAAGGAAAAGGAAGUAUGUAAUAAUAUGGUUAUGUAUAAUAAUGAAAAUAUUUCAGUAGAACAUUAUGAAAAGAAAGAUGAGAAAAAUCAUAUUAUAAAUAAUUCAAAUGAGUUGUAUUUAAAUAAUGAAAAAAAAAAUAACUUAUAUAUUGCUAACAACGAAUUGAAAAAUUAUGAUGAAUGUAUUGAAAAAGAAAGUGAUGAUACAUCACGACAAUUAAAUGAAUUGAAAAAGGAUUUAAAAAAUACUUAUGAUGUUGCAAUUGCAUAUUACAAUAAUAAAACAAAAUAUAAUAUGAUAAAUAAUAAUAAAGACAACACAUAUAGGGGAGGUGAGGAAAAUGAAGACAUUAUUAAUUCUGAAAUAUACAAUCAUAUAAUUACAAAAAGAAAUAUCAAAAAAAUAUUAGAUAACCAUAAGCAAAAUCAAAUUUUAGAAGAAAAAAUUUUAAAAAAGAAUUCUAAAGAAAAAAAUGACUUCGAAAAAUGUAGAAAAAACAAUAAUUUUAAUUUUUAUAAAUUAUUUAUAUUAGUAUUAGAAUUUUCCAUAUGUUCAUUGAAAAAAAUUAACUUUUUUGUUUAA
Molecule: messenger RNA, 5982 nt
Organism: Plasmodium gallinaceum
Lineage: Eukaryota; Apicomplexa; Aconoidasida; Haemosporida; Plasmodiidae
Product: conserved Plasmodium protein, unknown function
Exons: 1
Coding region: 1-5982 (1993 amino acids)
Source: RefSeq, a predicted model, not a curated record